Messenger RNA from Lymnaea stagnalis (great pond snail), 11420 nucleotides. NCBI's taxonomy places the organism in Eukaryota, Metazoa, Mollusca, Gastropoda, Lymnaeidae. The record is from the annotation of a GenBank genome assembly.
CCGUGAAGCCAGUUUAAUAAGCGACUCCUACGGUGAGAUUACAGUGUGUAUUUCUUGUUUUAUAGAAAUUCACUUGGCUUCAUUUAUGCUUUCUUCAUAAUUUUACACAGCUCUAUAGUCUAUAGCCAGUUCGAUUUAGUUGUUCCUAUUAUUACUUAAGACGAUUAUUACUAUUUAAUUUUUUUUAUUUUUUUUUAUCUUUACGACGGCUAAGAACUCAUUGAGGAUUUUCGUUUACAAAUAGUAAUUAUUUAAUGAUAAGAAAGUAAAGAGACCCAAACAAUAGAAAGGUGAAAUAAUAAAUAGCCAAGUUGAUAAUUCAUUUUCAACAAGAAACCAAAAAAUGAAUAAAGGGCUGCAAUUCUUUAAAAAUUUUAACUAAAAUUUCUGUACGUGUAAGCCCUCUUUAGGGGUUUUAAAACGUGUUUUUUUUAAAUUUUAUUUAUUUACAAUCAGUGCUUGAGCCCCGCGGGAACGAGAGGGAACGGCCCUCCUGGUAAUUUUCUUGCUAAGAAAUAAAUAAUAAAUAGCCUACAUAUUUUUUAUUAACUAUUUUUAAACAUAAAUUUUUGGUGGGUGGGAUUGGGGGGAGGGGGGGUGGUGGAGUUGGUAGUUUAAAAUCCUUAGCCCUCACUAAUCAAUCAUUGCAGAGAAAAUAGACCACAGGUCACUGCUUAAAACAAAAAUGAUGAGUUAGUCUACCUGCGUUAGAGUUGAUCGAAAAUGGCAAUAGAUUUAACUGUCGACACGUUGGUAGCUGUGCCAAUACAAUACAGGGUGGGCCAAUAAAAGUGAGAACAUUUCGUAUGGUAAUAUUUUACGAGAUGUUCUCACUUUUUUGGCCCACCCUGUAUAUGUUAUAAUAAAGCUAAUAUGGGAAAUUAUUAUUUAAACAAAGAAAAAUUCUUUUUCAUGUUAAUAAUUCAUCUUUAUGACUUUUCCUGAUUUUACUUUAAUAUUUACUAAUGGCCCUGCCUAUUCACUACUACUACUAUUUGAACUUUGAUGUAGGCUACCGUUAGUGUAAAGUUAAUUAUUGCUGAGAACAUUAUUUUAUUAAUAAGCUCUAUAAUCUAUAUUAUGAAUGAUCUUCAAUAACAAAAUAAUGAAAGUAGGCCUACCAUUUGGUCCGAUACAGUGUAGAAAGUAUUUUUUUUUUUAUUGUCAAAGGCAAAGGGGCUUAAAAAUAAAACAGUCAUGCAUUUUACAGCUGAGGUGAAAAUGUGGUGUGGACAGGACUGGCUAAAAAAAGCCUACUUAUAAAUCAUAAAUUUUAAGUCAACGGUAAGAUUUCUAAAAAAAAAUGUAUGCUAUAAUUGGGUUUUGUCAUGAUCCAUAUUUCAUUUUCUCCCAUCUUAGGGACCACCCCUUUAGUUUUACUCAUUAUUAAAACUGUAAAUUAUAUAUGAUAUAGGCCUAUGUACUCUAUAAAGUGAGAAAAAGUAAAGCUUUCAUUUCACAGUAAUUGUGUUUGAUUUAUUCAAUAGUAUUAGAGUUCACCACUGACCACACCACAGAAUCUUGCAAAAUAAAAUGUCUAGUUUAAUUUUUAAUUUCAUAAGAUGAUAAUUUUAAAUUUGACAUCAUUAUUCUUUGCAGUAGUUACUUAGUAGCAUAGACCUGACAGUCUAGAAUCUAGACCAAAGGUCAGCAAAGUAGAGCAGGCAGGCUUAAUCCAAACAACCAUCUCUUUCUUAAGACCAGUGUGCAGCGCUGUAUGAAAGUUAUGUGCUGUAAUUUUGUAAUGGGGUCUCAUUAGAUAUUCUUAUUUGACUGUGCUGCCAUGAUGUUAUAAUCUGGCAUAUCCAUACCUACCCCAACACUUUCCAAAUAAAAAAAUUGACUGUCCCUUCUCUAAUCUAAAAUUUACAUGUAUUUGCAUUUAUGAAAAACCUAUAUUUUCAUGAUACCUCACACCCAUCCAGCAACUUGGUCUUUUGGCCAAAGGUGCCUAAAAUAUUUAUUACUUUUAUCCUUGGCAAAAAAGUUUGCUGACCCCUGGUCUAGACUCAAGAAUGAGAGCACCUGCAAAGAAGCCAUUUAAGAAAGAAGGUCAUGCUGGAGGCCAAUGUAGCUUGUACUGGACUUUUUGACAGCAAAGCAUCGAACAAUGGAAUUUUUUUGUAUUUUCUUAAAUUUUAAAUAUUAACUUCCCCUUCUCUCCUCUCUGUUUUAAGUCUAAAAUUUUUGAACAAAUAAUAGUGAUAAAAAUUUUUCAGAAUUUACAUCUGAGAGAAUGAAACGGAUUCAACCAAAAUGGGAGGCUCCAUCAGGAAAGGACAAACCAAAAUUACACCUUUAUAACAGUCUGACUAGAAAUAAGGUAUGAAUCAACAUACAAGUCGAACUGAAACUUGACCGGAUGACAGGAAGUGGGUCAAUUAGGCAUCCAAAGAUUUUGCUCUAAACACAUGAACAAAAGCGUAGUUAAUAUAAAGGAUAUAGAAAUAUACAGUAUUUCUAUAAAUCUCUUUAGAUUGGUUAAUGAAAUUUUAAAAUUAAUAUUCAAAUAUUAAUUUGAUUAAAUAUCUUUAUUAAUGUAUUUGUUCAUUUUUAUCUUUAUUUAUUAGGAAGAAUUUGUACCACAAUCAGGAAACAAAGUCACAUGGUACAAUUGUGGCCCAACUGUUUAUGAUGCCUCUCACAUGGGUCAUGCCAGGUGGGAAAUAAAAUGUAACCCAUUAAAAAGUUUAGAGGCUGGUCUUGAUAACAGUUUAUUAACCAUAUCAGACCCCUUUUUAUUUUAUUAAUCUCAGCCCUAUACCCAAGAACAUUUUCCCAUAACAAUUAGAAAUUAUGAUCAAACUGUGCUCUGAAUAUUCUCAUAAAUUUAAGGGAUCUCUUUUUCCUCAGGACAUACAUGACAUUUGACAUCCUGAGAAGAGUCUUAAUGGACUACUUCAAUUAUGAUGUCUUCUAUUGCAUGAACAUCACUGAUGUUGAUGAUAAGGUGAGUUGAUUAAACACAUAGAAUGGUUCUACAGAGAGAAUUAAUAUUCUUACAAUUAAAAUCAUUACUACUUUACCAUUUUUGUUUAAAGUCAAGUGUUCAGACCAUCCAGUUCGGUUCUCUGCAAAGCUGUGUUGACUGACACUUAAAAAUAAACUAUGGUCGGAUGUAAUGAAUCAUCUUGUGGCAAGUUGCAGUACAAUGUUUAUUUAUGAAAUAUAUUACAAAUUCUUACAAUAACGAAAAACAGUAGUGAAAAAUAUACUUCAAUAGAGAAAAGAACACUAAACAUUAAUUUUUCAAAAAUUAUCAGAUCAUUGUCAGAGCUCGUCAGAACCACUUGAUGCAAAAGUACAUUGAGAGCAGCCCCAGGCCUGAAGUGUGGAAAGCAGAUGUCAAGGCUGCACUUGAGGUAAUCAUUCAACAGUUUUGAAAACUAUACUUUUGGGUUGUUGAUAUUUUUUUUCUGAUACAAUUCAAUCAAAAUAAAAUUUGAUAUGCACAGAUCGGUUCAGAUUUUCUAAAACUUGAAAGAACAAGAAAACCAUUUCAUAAGAUAAAAAUAAAAUAGUUCAGUGCAAGAAAUUCAGAAAUGCUGUGCAUUAUUAUUACUAUUCAUGAUUUUACACCUAGACAAUUAGUCUUUAACAUACAUUUUAAUUACAUAUUCAAUAUUGGUAAUGCCAGUGUAUUUACUUUCUUUAAAAAUAAUUAAAUAACUCCCAAGAUUUUAUAAAAGCUCAAAAUUCUAAUAACUUUGGUUUUCAUUUCUUAUUAUAAUUUCUAAGUCUUCAUGCAUAUCUCCAGGCCCUCAAAGCAAAGAUUGCCAGAGAGACAGACUCAGACAAACACAAAAUGUUGACACAAACACAGCAGAACGUUGAAGACCUUCUGGAAAAAGCAGACGCUGGACAAAAUGUGAAUAAUAUUAUAUAUAUACUAUUAUUUUUUAAAACUUUUGAACUAGGUUGCAAAGCUUAUCAGUUCAUAAGUGAGUGUCUUAGUCCUUAUUUUAAUUUCAAAAUUAUUUGGACAAAGUAAAGGUCUUGCUGCAGAAUUGGCUCUUAAUUUGAACUUUGUUAAACAAAUAGGUUGUUAAUCUGGAAGUACCUGUAUUCAAUUAUCUAAAUUAGGCAAUUUUGAGUUUCUGGGGCUGGGAAUGGUAAAUCAAGCUGACUUUUAAUGUUUUGUGAAAUGUUGCUUUUUGUUUUUGGUAAAUGAUUACAUUAAUUGAGAAAAGACUUUGUAAAACAUUGGAAAUACAAAUGUUUUAAGCACAGUUGGGCAAAAUCCAUAUUUCAAAGAAAUUUUAGCAGCAUUCAGAAAAUUGAAAUGUUGGUGCAUUUAACAAACAAAUAAAGUUGCAAUUAUAUUGAUGGUUAUGCUUUGCAGCCAGGUAAACUUAUAUUGUUAUGUUUUUAUUAUUUAACAAUACACUUAAUAGGUGAGUCUUUUGGAGUUCAAAGAUAUUUUGUCAUCAUGGCUUGACAAGCAGAGAGGUUCAACAGUGACAGAUAACAAAAUCUUUGCAGAUCUUCCACUUUAUUGGGAAGAAGAUUACCAUAAGGACAUGGAAGCCCUAAAUGUGAGUUGUUCUCAUGGAAGCUAGGCUAGGUAAUUGUAAAUGAAUAUAGUGUCUAUAUCAUGAGUAAAACACUUUUGUGUUAUGUCCAUCAUGAUAUAUAAUAAAAUAAUAAUUUUCAUGGCUAUUUUAAAAAAUAAAAAUGACUCUUGGAAGCAACACCCCAAGUAAAGAAUAAAUGGUAUCACAUCUUUUUAUUUGAAUUAUAUAAGGCAUAAUUAAAAAUAAAAACAAAUUUAUAAAUGUACACUGCCAAUUUUCGUUUUGAUUUGUAUGUGAUGAUUUCUUCACUCAGGUUCUCCCACCAGAUGUUUUGACUCGUGUAAGUGAAUACAUCCCUGAAAUUGUCAAAUACAGUGAGAAGUUGAUUGCCAAUGGCUAUGCGUAAGUUAGAAAAUAUUAUAUUUUUAGUUAUUUUGUUCAGUUGGGGGGCAGACUUAUAGCAUAAUUUUAUAAUGCAGUUUUUGAAAACCAAAAUUUGUGAAGUUUUUUAGCUCUAAAAAAAAAAAAAAUUUAAUGAAUCAAGUAAUGUUUUGUUACAUGAGUUCAUGUGAGUUUCUCUUGUCUGAUUUUUUCUUUGCUUUUAAAACAGAGUGAUGUUGACUUUACAAAGCAGUUGCUAGUUGUAAAGUUAUGUUGACUUUACAAGGCAGUCGCUAGUUGUAAAGUUAAUAAGAAAAGGUGACUCACAUAAAUAUAUAUUUUAUCUUUUCCAAUUAUUGAUUUUGUUUACUUUUGUUCAGGUACUCAUCCCACGGUUCUGUUUACUUUAACACCAAAGUUUUUAAUGCAACAAAUGACCACUUCUAUGCUAAAAUGGUACCUGAAGCAUAUGGUGACCAGAGGGCUCUGGCAGAAGGAGAAGGUAAUUACAUAUUAUUGUCGGUACUUAGUAUGGAAUGUCUUCUUCUUUGUUAAGCAGUAAGUAGAUUUAUUUAUUUUCAAAAAUGUGAAACAGGGAGAAAGUUUUUUUUCCAAUGAUGUGUUAUGUUCGGGAAAUUAAUUAAUCUAAAAUUGAAGUUACCUUCCCUUAUUAAUGCAAAAUGAAUUGUCUUGCAUGAAUUAGUUUAGCUCAUUUCAUUCAUUCGAUUUUUAAUUGACUUAUUUAAUGAUAACAGGUGAGCUGAGUGUAACAGAGGACCAGCAAACCGAAAAGCAUCAUCCUACAGACUUUGCUGUGUGGAAGGCUUCCAAACCAGGAGAACCUGCAUGGGACUCCCCAUGGGGAAAGGUGUGAUGCCCCUCCCAUACCUCAUUACCAAACAGUACAAUCUGCUGCUAGCUGUUUGUCAAAGUAUUCUGUGUACCAGACUUUAAAUAAAUUCUUCCUUCAGUAACUGAAUAAGACUAUUAAAUUAAUCCUUAUGUAGAAAAAACAACAACAACCUUUCUGAUGUUUUAAUAAUCAAAAUGGUGUUUUACAGUAAAGCUGUUUAGUGAAUAUGAAGGAUAACCCUGGUGUAACAAAGAAGUUUGUCAUUUAAAGUUUUUGUUUAUUAUGGAAACAAAUAUUGACUUAUUUGAUGACUAUAAUGUAUAUUUCUGAUUCAUGCUAACAGGGUCGACCAGGAUGGCAUAUUGAAUGCUCUGUAAUGGCCAGUGAUAUAUUUGGAGAGUCCAUGGACAUCCACUCUGGGGGUGUUGAUCUAAAGUUUCCACAUCAUGACAAUGAACUUGCUCAAGCUGAAGUAAGUCAGAUCCUUAACUAUUUUAUUGGAUAAAUAAAAGUUUAAAUUAAAUGUUUUUUUCUUCUUCAAUUUAAUUACACAUUUUUUUAGCGAGACCAUUAUCAAUAUUAUUUAAAAUUAGAAUAAACAGCUAAUUAAUCUAUUUAAAAUAAAGAUAAAAUUAAAUACAAUUAAAUCAGAAAGCAAAUUCACAGGUUAUAAUUAUAAAAAGAUUUUGCAAAUUCUUUCCAAAGGCAUAUUAUGAAAAUGACCAUUGGGUGCGCUACUUUGUCCACUUUGGGCAUUUAACUGUUGAUGGCUGCAAGAUGUCCAAAUCCUUGAAAAACUUUAUAACUAUUAAAGAAGUCCUGGAGAAAUACACUGCUAGACAGUUGAGGCUCAUGUUUCUCCUCCAUGCGUGGAAGGAAACGCUGGAUUACAGUGAGAGAACAAUGGAGAUGGGCCUGGAGUAUGAGAGGACACUCAAGGUAAAUGCUUAUUUUUUUCUUUGUACCCACCAGGGCGUUGAAAUCUUGAUGUCUUCAUUGACUAAUUUUCUUGUUCACUUCCUUUAAAGUAAAAUUGUUUUAAUAAGUGAGAUUUGGUACCCUCAUUCAAAGACUACACAAUUUUGUUAAGAUAAUAAUAAUAAAAUAAACUUACCUGUGCUGGUCACUGCAGUUAAAAAACUUGCAAAAUUUAAAUGAUUUGACUGCCUAUUGAGAAAAAUGGCUCCAAUGCAGAGUUGGCAACAGUGCAACAUGAGGCUGAUUUUGUGGCUAAAAAAAUAAUUUCAAAAUGUAAACUCCAUACAUCCAAUCAGUAUAGAAUGGGAGAUUUCUGUGAUUAACUGAACAUUAAUUUUUUGUAGAAAAGUGAAAGCGGCAUUGCCAUUUCUUUAAAUGCACCAUUGUUGGCUGCCAUGACAUGCCUUACCGGCGUACAUUAUUCACAGAAAAGUGUGAUUGGUGGUCAGAUUAGGGGAUUUAGCUACACAUUUGUAUGAGAUUUAAUGCAGAUCAAAUGUGUGUUUAGGCAGGUAUUGGAUCAUCCCUGUUUUAUAGCAUUAUGUAUCUAAUUAUAUACUUUAGAGAUUUGUCCGUUUCCCAUUGUGUGUAGGAGUUUUUCCUGAAUGUUAAAGACAGUGUAAGGUUGAUUCCAUCAUCUGGAGUUGGUGCCUACACUAAAUGGGGUGAAGAAGAGGUCAAACUAAAUGACAAAUUCCAAGAGAUGCGCAAGGAAGUCCAUAUUGCUCUUUGUGGUAAAUAAAUCAUUUUACUUUUUCAAAAUUUGUUUUAUGAAUAAAAUAAAUCCUGUUUGUUAGGUGGAAAGUCUUCAGUAAUUGAAACUCUGAGAUUUAGCAUCUGUCUUAUGAAUUACAUUUAAAAAUGAUGCCAUAAUGAUAGCUAAAUCAAAUACAAAUUAUAUAACAUAUGCUGGUUGUUGCUUUUUUUUAUGCUGAAAAUAGCCUAUUUAAAAAAAUAAUAAGUUGACACAUAAUAUUUAUCCACUAUAUUAACUUAACCUCUGAGAGUCUUAAGAUUGUAAAUUUUAAAAACCCAUUAAACUUUAGCUGAAUGCUUGUACUGCUCUAAUGAAUAUUGAGAGUUUUAUUUACCAUAACAAAAUAAUCAACACUUCUCUAGAUAACAUUGAUACUAGAAGUGUUAUGGAGCACCUUCGAGAACUUAUGUCUGCUGGAAACACAUACAUGUCAGCUGCACGUACAAGCCACAAACAAGUUAACAGAAGAUUAUUGUGGAAUGUUGCUGCAUACAUUACAGAUAUAUUAAAGGUAAACUCACUAUUCCAUCAUUUUUUCUGUGUGCUCCAAUUCAGGAUACAGAUUUUCAAGGUUUUCAAUAAUGAUGUCGCAAUACUUAUAAAAGGACAUACAAAAAAAAGCACAAAAUAAGUCAAGCUAGUUCAUGUUUAAUUUAAUUUUUUUGUUACAGAUAUUUGGUGCUAUUCCCAAAGAGCAAACCAUUGGAUUCCCAAUGGAUGACAUGCAGGGAGCAAAUGUAAAUAUCUUUAAACAUUAAAAAUAAAAGGAUGAAAAGGAAUGUUAUUCUUUGACUUUUUUUUUUUUAAGCCAGGAAAGUAACUGACAUCUUUAAAAAGUAAAGGUACAAAGAUGAAAAUAGGAUUACUGAGAAAUGCCUGGGAGGGGAAAGGCAUGGAUAAGAGGGCAUUAAUGAGAGAGAUAUGGGUGAUAGAAGAAGAGGGGUGAAAAGAGUGGGAAAAUGUAAUUAUAGGUUUUCUAGGGAGCGACAAGUAUAUUCCACUUGUUCUGUUGUAUAAUUAUUGCAAGCCCCUCUGGUAUAAUGAUAUUUUAAAUUUUAUUUUAGUAUGAAGAAACAGUGAUGCCAUUCGUCUCAGCAUUUGCUGACUUCAGGAGGAAAAUCAGAUCACAUGCCAAGGCAACCAAACGUAAGUGUUAUAAUUAUCUGUGAAAUUAGAUACAUACUUUUUAAAACGUUUAAUUUCACAAGUUUGUAAUGGUCAUUGUUCGACAGUUUCUGCUAAUCUGAAGAGCUGGAAUUUAAUGCACUGCUUAGUCUCGGGUACAUUAUGAUAUUUGAGAUCUUGAUGAAUCCUCAAUCUAUCCAUUCUGAAAUAUUUCAAUUUGUGGCUAAAAGAUAAUCAGAGAAGUGUUAUCAUUUAUAACACUUCUCUAAUUGCGUUACUUCAGUAGCACACUUAAAUCACGAGGCUGGAAAGGUGGUAGUAAAGGGUUUGAUUUUCAAUAUGUCCAAGUUUUAAAAAAAUAUAUUUUCUUAAAUUUAUUACUCAACUAUAAAGACAAAAAAUUAAAAGUUUUGUUGGAAAAAGGGGGCCUACUCAGUUUUUCCUAUUUGUUUCGUGUAAGUUUUUUUUAUUAGAGGGAAUUCCAAGUAAAGCAAUGAGCUUAAUUAACGUCCUUGCCAGUCUUAUUUAAGGCUGAAUAUCUUUUUAAAAAAUACUUUGGUAAUGAUAUUCGGGUUAUGUUUAUGAUAUUUUGCGUUAUUUUUUAUAGAGACUGACAUCCUAAUGGAGUGUGACAAAGUCAGAGAUGAUGUAUUACCAGAUCUUGGUGUCAGACUUGAAGAUCAUGAGGGGACAACCACUGCUAUAAAACUUGUUGGAAAAGGACACUGGUAGAAACUAGGAAAGAGAAAAACAAAGUUCUGUAUUUAAUUGUGUUAGUUCAAUUUUAGGCCUAUAUAUAAUUUAUGAUUCAUCAGAUUCCAAUGUACACUAAUCACAGAAUCUCUUACUCAUUAAGUAAUAAAAGGAAAAUAACAUUCUUUGUCACUUCAGGUUUACAAAACAUUUCACUUUGUUACAUUAGGUUUACAUUAUACAUUUAGUAUACAGAUAAUUUUUUAACCUUAAUUCAGAUGCAAUAAAUACAAUGGUCUAGACUUCAAUAGAUAUUCUUCUUCUUGGCUUCAACUGCUAAUCUAAUUUUAGAAAUAAACUUACAGAGUAUUAAGAUGUUAAAAUGAAAAUCUUUUCUAUUUAUAUACUGUUUGUUAGAAAGUAAGAGCCCAUAUUUUAAGUCAAUGAUUUCAAUAAAUUUCAUUGAACUUUUGAAAACACACUACUUAAACAGAAAAAUAAAAAGGUUACAAUUAUUAUGAUAAUUUGAGCAGUUUCUAAUAUCCUGACCAUAGACACUAUUUUUAGGCAUCCAUAAUUUAUUUAAUGACAGUUUGUAAAUUAAUUGACAAGGACUAGGAAAAUCAAACAACAUUGAGAAUUGAUUAAAUAUUAUUUCAUUAGGUAAUCUUUAUUAUCCAAUCUUGGUUUUGUUUUUUGACUAGAUAGCACUUAUGAAUAGAAGUAGAAUGUCCUUCAAUCAUAAGGAAAAAUAAUGUUACAGCUGAAUCAGCACUCGGGUGAAGGAAUUGAGAAGGAGCAAAUAAACAAUACUUUAACAAUGAAAUAAUAAUCAUCACUGACUUAUAACAUUUUGUCACUCCACUCACAACAUUUUGUUCCUUUAGAAGUUAAUUUUUGUUUUUUUCAUGUGUGUGCUUAGCAUUUGUAUGAUAAUUAAUAUGCCUAUAUAUGUUUUGAUAAAUAUGAUGAUUUGCUUACAUUAUUCUUUAAGAGCUAGACUUUUUGUUUUCUUUUUACACCUUAUAUAUAAAUAAAUUGCAAAAUGUAUGUCCCAUCGUGAUUCAACUUUUGCUCCCUUUUCUAAACAUUUAAAAAUAUCAGCCCAGAGCUGGGAGUUUGAUUAAGAAGAUGUAAAGAUCGUUGAAAGAGAGAAAUUAAUUUUUAAAAUUGUUUUAUGGGUAUAAAUAAUUUUUAAAGUUUUUGAAAUGGAUUAUUUAAUUUUUUAAAUUGUUGAUAGACGGUAAUAAAUUGAAUCUAGUGAUAGAAAUUUAUUAGUGUAUAAAUAAAUUUCAAGCUGAUAAUGAUGCCUUUAUAAUUUGUACACUUGUUCGUUUUCCGUUCAACUUUGUACAAUUUUUUUAAUAAGGGCUUAUUUAAAUUAAAUGGCUUAAUGCUGAAGUAUAUAUUAAAACUUUUCUUGAAAAUAGUGUUUUAAUAGUUAGCGUACUAUUUUUACAAUAUGCUUGCAUAAUACUCAAUUGAAGUUUAUAAUAAUAGAUAAAAUAUUGAUGGCCAAAGAGUGUUAAAAUAAAUUAGGAUGUUUUUGUAUUUGUUUAAUUUUAGUCCCUGUCUAGUAAUGUUAAUUCAAUUUUAUCAAAACUGACACUUUUUAGUUUAUAGUAAAAAAAAAUAUUUUUUUAAAAACUUUAAGCCAUUUGUCUCCCUUUGAAACAUUUGCUAAUUUUAAGUUUCACAACAGAAGAGGAUUUUAUCAAAUCUAAUCUUUUGAGCUAAUGCAGAACUUAGCACCAUGAAAUAAAUACCAAUCUCAGCAUCCUUGGCACUUUCAGUAAACUGACACUGAGCCUCGUUGUAACCUUCAGUUAAGUGCCAGUUAAGCCUCCAUAGUACCUUGCCAGUCUUAGCUUAUUGUAACCUUCAGACAAGUGCCAGUUAAGCCUCCUUAGUACCUUGCCAGUCUUAGCUUAUUGUAACCUUCAGACAAGUGUCAGUUAAACCUCUAUAGUACCUUGUCAGUCUUAGCUUUAAGUAUGUUCAAUAAAAUAUGUAAAUUAAAUAUAAAUUUAGGCGUUUUUAUUAUUUUUUGAAAACUUUAUUGUGUGUAUAUUGUUUGUAUUAGGUUCUGCUACUUAUACUCAAAUGAGACAGUCACGUG